UUGGCUACAUCCAAUAACUCCCACCCACCAGGUGGAUGAAUCUGAAAUAAAACCUUUGCUGGCCGGAACAGCCGGUAUCCGGAAACGGGAAACGGUGGAAAGAAAUUUUAGAUGGGUCAUGAAGCUGAGAUGGAGGCUUUUGCUUUGUCUGAGUGGGCUGUCGACAAAUUUCCUUGUCCGGACCGGUGUCCGAAAGUACCAUCAACCUUUUCAGGUAAAAGGGAAAAACGCACCACUUCCCUCGGUAAUAUCAGGCCUCAUCGAACCACCCGAACAAAGAAUUUCGGGCAUGAUCCUAAAACUACUAUUCAGUGCCCGGGCGACGUCAAAUCUCGGGGACCCAUCAAGUAUCGGGGAGUACCAUUCAACCAACAAGGUUACUCAAGCCUUCAACAAAAGUGAAGGCUCGAUUCUUUCUUGGAUUUAGUUCCAGCUGCAAACCUAACUUUGGAAGGACUACGAUCACAUUUUAGUAAUGACAUAGACUUCAACACACUUCCGCUUACCCUCGAGGCAUGUCACCGUAUUCACAAUGUUGUCUUUGUCUGUUUUCCGAGAACCUCGACUGUACCU
Messenger RNA from Aspergillus versicolor CBS 583.65, 573 nucleotides. RefSeq lists its product as uncharacterized. Lineage: Eukaryota; Fungi; Ascomycota; Eurotiomycetes; Eurotiales; Aspergillaceae. The coding region runs from base 119 to 427 and encodes 102 amino acids. The record is from RefSeq and is a predicted model, not a curated record. The transcript has 3 exons.